AUGGAAAAACUGUUCUGCAGCAUCCUGGUGUUUGGAGUGGUUGUUGUGGUCAACGCCUGUCCAAAAUACUGCGUUUGUCAGAAUCUGUCUGAGUCACUGGGGACUCUCUGCCCUUCAAAGGGACUCCUUUUUGUACCACCAGACAUAGACAGGAGGACUGUUGAACUCCGGCUUGGGGGCAACUUUAUUAUUAAUAUCAGCAGACAGGACUUUGCCAACAUGACUGGCCUUGUUGACCUUACAUUGUCUAGGAAUACCAUCAGUUACAUUCAGCCCUAUUCCUUUGCUGACUUAGAAAGCCUACGAUCUUUGCAUUUAGACAGUAAUAGGUUGCCUGACAUUGGGGAGGAUAUUUUGAGAGGCUUGAUUAACCUUCAGCACUUGAUUCUAAACAACAAUCAACUAAAUUAUAUUUCAGAUGAAGCUUUUGAAGACUUCCUGCUUACCUUAGAAGAUCUGGAUCUUUCUUAUAAUAACCUCAAAAGCAUCCCUUGGGAAUCCAUAAUGAAGAUGGUAAACCUGCACCAGAUUAGUUUAGAUCAUAAUUUGAUAGAUUAUAUCACAGAGGGGACCUUUGCAGACCUUCAGAAACUAGCCAGGUUGGAUCUAACUUCCAACAGACUUCAGAAGCUUCCUCCUGAUCCCAUUUUUGCCAGGUCUCAAAUAUCUCCAUUAACCUCAACUCCAUUUUCCCCACCUUUAUCUCUAAGCUUUGGAGGAAACCCUUUGCAUUGCAACUGUGAGCUACUGUGGCUACGGCGCCUGGACAGAGAUGAUGAUAUGGAAACUUGUGCUUCUCCUCCAGGUUUAAAGGGAAGAUACUUUUGGUAUGUCCAGGAAGAGGAAUUUGUUUGUGAGCCCCCUCUGAUUACCCAGCAUACUCACAAACUGUUGGUUUUAGAAGGACAAACUGCCACUUUGAAGUGCAAAGCCAUUGGAGAUCCAUCUCCAGUCAUUCAUUGGGUGGCACCAGAUGAUCGACUUAUUGGGAAUUCCUCAAGAACAGUAGUUUAUGACAAUGGCACUUUGGAAAUCCUUAUCACAACCUCUAAAGAUUAUGGAACGUUCACAUGCAUAGCAGCAAAUGCUGCUGGAGAGUCUACUGCAACAAUUGAGUUAUCCAUUGUCCAGCUUCCACAUCUCAGCAAUGGUACAGGACGGACAGCCCCUCCUAAAUCAAGACUUUCUGACAUCACAAGUUCCAGCAAGUCUAAUCGAGGAGAAAACAAGGGACCACCAGAUCGGGCAGUCUUGGUUUCUGAGGUGACAACUACUUCGGCUUUAGUCAAGUGGACAGUAAGCAAGUCAGCGCCAAGAGUUAAAAUGUACCAGCUACAGUAUAACUGCUCUGAUGAUGAAGUACUAAUUUACAGGUAA
Molecule: messenger RNA, 1377 nt
Organism: Python bivittatus (Burmese python)
Lineage: Eukaryota; Metazoa; Chordata; Lepidosauria; Squamata; Pythonidae
Source: RefSeq, a predicted model, not a curated record